AUGUCCACGGCUGUCGCAUCAAUGGCCCCCGCGUCCAUCUCUACUCAUCACACGACCCGUGAUCCCAGUCCCAAAAAUACUACGGCCAUGGCCCCGUCCGCCAGCGCACCGGCGAAUUCCUCGCCUUCGCGCAUGUCGACGACAUCUCAAGAUGUUCCGUCCAAGGCUACACCGGAGCACCGCGGUCCAUCCCCACAAUCGCAAACCAGCACUGGCCCCCGCAUCCUCGUCAAGAAAGAACCGCCUUCAUCGCCACGCAUACAGAGCCGCCCACGGCCCCGCAAGCUAGACUUGUCCACCAGUCUUCCUUCCUCCAGUGGGUUACAAGUGCGCAACCCCGGAGGACCGAUGACGGCCCGUGAAGGCAUCACGAUGCAAAACGUUGGCUUGGCGUGUUUGUCCCCGGGGUUUCAAACUCAUGACCCGGUGAUGCGGGAGCAACUGCAGCGCAGCAUGUCGGUACGGGAGCAGCAGCGAUCUAUCAUCGAGGCACGGCUACACAAGUCCGCCAAGGAUGACGGUCCCGAGGGAGUCAAACCCUCCGAAUCGAAAUUCAUGGCUGUACCACCCAAGUCGAGCACCAAGCGUCGUCCUCCUGCAGGUCUUUCCAUCGUGCCGCCGUCCGCCUCUCAAUUCGCCAAUGAGCGAGUCAUUCAAUCCGCCCCUCUCAACCAGACCUUCACCGGCCGAUAUCAACCCCAGCCAUUGACCCGUCACGUCGUCAACCAGAGCCCAACCCUGGGCUCGACAUCACACAUGCACCACGUUCCCGCCACUCAGACCAAUAACCGUCUCCCUCCCAUCGCCGACGUGUUUGGAUCAGAGACACUGGGCGGUCGUGACCGAGACCGCGAGCGCGAGCGGGAGCGGGAGCGUCCCAGCAUGUACGCCCAUGCAUCCAGCUCUAAUUCGUCGCAAUCAAACAUGGCCCCCUUGCCGUCCCCCGGUCUGCCCGGACCGUCGUCCCAGACACCUCGACGACCGCGAGAGUACCGCUCGGCCGAAGAGGCGGUGCAGGAGAUGUCUGGCGGACGCGAAGAUCUGCUUCCACGCAUUGUGCACUACGGCGGUCAUCAACCUCCCACCCCUCCCUCCCCUCACCAUGGCCCAGCAUCCCAGAAGACUGCGCCCCAGAUCACUGAGCCUGCGCCCAGCGCACCCCAUGCACCGCCGCCGAUGUACCUGCCCGAAAGCACUGCGCGGCGCCGCCCCAGGAGUGAAUAUGAAUCCGACAAUGGAAGCCCACCCCUAGGCCAUGGACCCGACCCCCACGGUCGACCUAACCCGGCUACGACCAUGGGACCCAACUCUACAUUCCCAGGCCCCUUUGGUGCAGGCAGAGAUUCGCCUGAGACACAGAGGAGAAAGAAGGAAGAAUUCCUAGGUCUCUGCGCCCGGGCCUGGGAUCUCUUCCACUCCUGA
Molecule: messenger RNA, 1422 nt
Organism: Penicillium oxalicum
Lineage: Eukaryota; Fungi; Ascomycota; Eurotiomycetes; Eurotiales; Aspergillaceae
Exons: 2
Coding region: 1-1422 (473 amino acids)
Source: RefSeq, a predicted model, not a curated record